Numida meleagris (helmeted guineafowl) is the source of this 11689-nucleotide messenger RNA. RefSeq names its product potassium voltage-gated channel subfamily J member 13 (gene KCNJ13). NCBI's taxonomy places the organism in Eukaryota, Metazoa, Chordata, Aves, Galliformes, Numididae. The coding region runs from base 4876 to 5976 and encodes 366 amino acids. Gene Ontology annotation, cellular component: plasma membrane. Gene Ontology annotation, molecular function: inward rectifier potassium channel activity. The transcript has 3 exons. Gene Ontology annotation, biological process: regulation of monoatomic ion transmembrane transport; potassium ion import across plasma membrane. The record is from RefSeq and is a predicted model, not a curated record.
UAAAACAAAAAAAAACCAGGUAACUAAACACACUAGAAACACGAGUCCAGUCUUUAGGUACCUAGAAACACAAGGACUGUAAUCUUACUCUCUCAGAGAGAAGAAUGUACCACAAGAGGUGGUAGAACUUAGCAGAGGAACGGAAGGGAACACAGGACAGAGGGAGACAUUUAGGAAACCCCUCCACAUCCUUAUGUACCUGCGGAUGAAAAGACUGAGCAAGGGCUGGGGGAGGUGCAUGUACAUAUAAAAAAUACACAGAAGAAAAAGAAUACAAUAAAUUUUAACAGGGACAGGAAACACAGAAGAGAAAUAGAUGACACUAUGAGACAAAAGGAUAUCUAAAAGUUAAGAAACCAGAAUGUGCAGAGAGAAAAAAAUAAAGCACUGUAUCACAAAAAGCCUCAUUUUAAAAUGAAGAGACAAUUAAAAAUGUAAAUACGAUACAAAUUUGAUUUAAACCAAAGAUAUUUGCUACUUGCAUAUUGAAAAGAUGAGCUAUGUAUUUAAUCUUAUAAGAUGUACAGCAAAUUCUUGCAAAAUUUUAGGAAAGACUGAAAACGUAGAAGAGGAUUAAGGACUAAAUAAGAAAUACGUAAGAGUGUUAAUAUUACUCUUUGAAGCCAUCUUCCGGAGAGCUGAGAUCAGUAUAAGAGUGAGUUAGAAGCAACUAUGUUCCCUAAGCUUGAGCAAUCUAUCAGAAAUUUUGGGUAGCUUUAUUUCCUAAUGUAUACUAUGCUGUAUUUGAAAUAAAACAAAAUUCUCAGGUAUUUAAUGAAGAACAAUGCUGUCACAAAAGGAUUACAUAUUUGUUUUUACAAAAAGCAUCGGUAUUAUGUGGCACUAACUCAGGUUAGACACAUGUUGCUGUAACUGCUGACUCAUCCCAACAAGGAUCCACCACCACUGAAAUAAAUGGCAGCACCAGCUUCAGGACUUACGGAUUGCGUAUUUCUUCAAGUACAUUUAGCUGUGUAGCACCAGAACUUGCACAAGAACCACAACGAUGCUACAGCACUGAUGCUAUUAACCAGCACUAAUUGAAAUUAUGGGGUUAUCUACAAAAAAAAAACCCUCAGCUACAUGAAACCAAAUACAACACAGAUACAUUUACUUCACUGACACAAACACCUGACUGAAGAAAACUCUUAUGUUUGCUGUACUUUGAGAACAAAGUUUUUAUAAACAGUGCAUUCUGGGAAGUAUUCGUCCAGUACAGAACUAGAAAAUACAGCUACAGAACCGAGCCUCCUGUACACUACACUAAGACCACUGACAUUCUAACCCAAGAGAGAACAGACCAGAUGAGCCUCAGACUCAGAGGAUAAAGAAUAUGGUCAUUCCCUGAACUUGUUCAAAAAGCAAGAUGCACUAUUUUUUUUUAGUUCUGCAGCACACAACACAAGCUUGUUUUUUCCUCACAGAAAGUUACCCAAGAAGUGUUACUCAAUUAGCUAUUUUCAGCUUUAAAAGUCUUAUUAAAAAAUACGUCUAUGCUUUUCAGAAGAACUCACAGCUACUAUCUGACACUCAUUUAACAACAACAUUCACUGGAGAAGUUACAAAGGUCCUAUCAAUUAAGAAAAAAAGAUGUCAUUUCCUUCCAUUGUUAUUAAUACUCGAGACAGCUCUUACACUAGCAAGCUAUUAGCUCACAGGCUCUACACUGAUGCUUCUAAAACAUUUGGGGUUUAAAAAGAAAAGAAAGUAGCAUCAUAAACAAUAUUGUGAAACCUACUGCAGCAAUGAUGUCUGUAUCACUGUUUCAGCCACGUACACGACAGGCAUGCUUGAGGCAAUUCAGGCCAUGUUAUUCAUAGUGCUUAAGACAGUUGGUUUUGGUCCCAAGAAUGGAACUACUGAAGUCAGGUUUUGUAUUUCACAUGGGCAGGAAACUGCAUCCCCACUGCCCACCGUGGAAUUAGUAACACACAGCUCCAACAAGGUGACAUAACUUAAAAGUGCUUGCCAAGAUCACAAAGAAGGGAUAUCCUGUCUCUCCUCUAAGUUUGACAGCAUUAAAAAAAAAAUUAAGAAACAAUAAGAGGCAAUGAAGGACUAAGUUUUGUUGCAUCUGAGGAUGGUAUCACCCAUGAUUGAAAAAAAACUUCCAAACAAACCAGCACUCCAGCAUGUCACACCAGGUGACUGACCUGAUAACACAGUUCUGUGGGAGUAAAGAAAAGGCAGCGUAUCUGUUUUCUGGUACUGAGGUACCAUAGCAAGCAAUAUCCGAGGACAGUAAGGUUAUGUGUCAAAACAGCAUUACAUGAUACUCAACAUUAGGCAGAUCAACCAAGAAACCAGCUCUUUACAGUGUCCUAGUAUACUGACACUGCAAACUGUUCCUAGAUCUGUGAACACUCCUUCCAGCUGUAAUGACCAGUUCAGAGUCAGUACUUGGCAAUGUUUUAAGAAGGAAAAAACAAAAAUGCAGUCUAUGGUUUUGCCUUGGACUAAUUGACUGGACUUCCUGAAGAGAAGGAGCAGGAAAAAAGGGCACCUCUGUUCAAAUCUGUCACAAAGCCAUCAAUGGUGUUUACAGAAAACUUCAGAUAGAACCCAGUGGUAUUCAGCCAAAAAAGCCUACAGCUGUGCAACAUGGAGUUGAAGAGAGACUUAACUGCAAAGGGCAAGACUGGGAUUCUGGGACAUGGCUCCAUGGCAACACAUUCAUGUAGAGAACUUAUCUACUACCAUAGCAAACAGUGCUGCUCUCCACACUGCCUGUCCAUGUUUCCUGUGACAUGCUCAGUGCUUGGAGAGAAUAAGCACAAAAGCAGGACUGACAGGAACACAACCUCCUCUGAACAGGGGAAAAACCCAGGGAAGUCCAAGCGUGUUAAUUUGUUCUAUUCUUUCUGCUGCAAACCAGACGUUUCCACAAGAAGAGGACAAAAAGAAAAUCCUUUGCAGCAAGUAUUCUUAAUGGCAUUCAAAUAACUUUGCCUACACAAGUAAUUUUGUAGCUCAUUUUGCAGAAGAAUAAAACAAGUGGCGUUAAGGUAACUUUUCAAAAGAAAUACUACCUUCUCAUUGGGACAGCAUUUAACUAUGGGAACACACAUUGUGAAUUGAGUCACCAACAGCCAGAGUCAGUGACAGAAAUCUGAAGUUCUGGUGACAUUUGCUGUCUCUACAUUUUCUCUCCCUUCAUAAACUCUCAAUCUCAAUUGUCAGACUUAAACAUGCCAUUAAAUAUCACUAUAUUCUUCACUAAACCCACUGCCACCCAUCAGCAUGAGGAGUCUCUAAAUGCAGAUAUACGAACAAAAGUUAACCUGGAAAUCACAUACUGUAGCUACUCCAUCUGCUGUACAAACAUGCGUUGUUUUCAAGUCAUUCCACUGAACCAGAUUAGAAAACAUGUGACUGGGCACCACAAGCUUUCCACAGUGCAGAAUACAUUCUGUAAGAAAACUCUGCUUUAAACAAAUAACACUCAUGCCACCCUACUGGUGAAUAAAAGAUCUUCUUCAGAGGACACUUCUCUGGAUUAUAGAGGGAAGAGUCAAGGCCAAGUCACAUCACACUAUCCUAAAGGCUUACCAAAAUGGCGGCACUACAUUACUUGCGGUGGUUCUGAAGGUCACACUAUGCCUACCACCAUUUUCAGUGCUGUGCCUGAACAUGUACUAAAAACGUUCCAUGCUAAUGAAGCAAAGAAUUAACACUUUGCAAUUUAGUGUUGGGGGAAAGUUAAAGAAAAAAAUGAGGGAGGAUUUUGUUCCCUAAGCAGGAAAGUCUACAUUAAUAAUUUUCCCAGCAGGCCUUCAGUAGUUUUAGUGCAAACAACCACAGCCUUUGUUUCUCAGAUCCUCUUACAUAUGACGUUCAACCAAAGCCCUCAGAUCAGCAGCUCAUAAAGGGGGAAAAAAGGGAGAAAUACAACUGCAUUACAAAGCUGUCCUCAGAGUUCAGUUCAGUAGUGCAGCACAAUGGUUGCCCUGUGCAUUCCUUCAGCAAGAAGAUUUUCCUUACAAGAACUCUCCCAAUUUCCUCUAACUUGGUAAGUGAAAGGCAGAACAUAGCUUAAGUGAAAAUGGUUUCACUUACUGCAUGGAAUCAGCUCCACUUACCUAGUCUGCAUUGUUUCAUUCCCAGGCUUUGGUAAAAUCCUGUCACUAAUUUCAUGUUUUCACUAAAGGAGCAAUGUGGAGAAGUAGCCAGCAGAUUUACAUCUUCUGACUAGAAUUAACCUACAGCUUAGCAGGGACCACAGGCUACACUGUUAGCUGCAGCCCACACUUCUUUACUAGAGCCACUGAACAGGCCAGGACCUAAUGAGGAGAAGCAGCAAGAAGACAAGACUUCCCUUUCUACCUCAACAAAACACUGGUUAGGAAGAAAGUAUCAGACAACCCCUUGUUUCUCAGCAGCAAUCUCAGAGCUUUUUCCUUUCAGUUUUUCCAGAGGAAUUUUGGCCUUUUGAACUUGCAAGUAAAACUUUAAGCAAGAUUAAACAAAUCUAAAUAACAACCUUGAUGAAGGAGGGGAGGGGAAAAUGCACCCCUUCCCCAAGUAGGCAUUUGAGGAUUUCUCCUUGGCUGCUAAGGGUUUGUGUUGGGUGAAGAAAAACGCUCCUAACAAACCAGCAUUCUUUUCCACAUGAUCAGAGCUAACCAGCUCCCCUGCAGGCAAACUGACCAAUCGAAUCAGCUUCAGAUGAAAACCAGCCCCCUUGCACUAUAAACACAGGAACGAGACAUACAAACCCCCCUUUUUUUUUUUUUUUUUGAAAAGGAGAUCUCUACCAGUCACUUGUGGGAAGCUUCUUGCCAGUGCUGGGACCAAUACACAAGUGGUCCAGUCCCUUCUCUAGAGCCCAGGUACACCCCUUCUCCAGCAUACAAGCAAAUCCUUCAAAGACUGAACAUGAGAACAGAUAUGAUAGAGAGCAAUAACACCAAAUCCAGCGCUCCCCUCCUAACCCAAAGAUAUCUGAGAAUGGUCACAAAGGAUGGACACAGCACCUUUCAGAUGGAUGGUGCACAAGGACAAGGUCUGGCAUACCUCCGAGAUGCGUGGGGAAUACUAAUGGACAUGCGCUGGAGAUGGAUGAUGCUCGUCUUUUCCGCUUCUUUUGUGAUUCACUGGCUAGUCUUUGCAGUGCUUUGGUACGUGUUGGCUGAAAUGAACGGGGACCUGGAGCUGGACCACAAUUCUCCACCUGAGAACCACACUAUUUGUGUGAAGUACAUCACCAGCUUUACAGCUGCAUUCUCCUUCUCACUGGAGACACAACUCACCAUUGGUUAUGGUACUAUGUUCCCAAGCGGGGACUGCCCUAGUGCUAUUGCCCUGCUUGCAAUACAGAUGGUCUUAGGGCUCAUGCUGGAAGCUUUCAUCACAGGUGCUUUUGUGGCAAAGAUCGCCCGACCAAAGAACCGAGCAUUCUCCAUCCGCUUCACUCGCUCUGCCAUAGUGACACACACUGAGGGGAAGCCAUACCUUAUGUUUCAGGUGGCUAACACACGCUCCAGCCCACUGACCAGCGUCCAGAUUUCUGCUAUUCUUUACCAAGAACAGGAGAAUGGUCAGCUGCACCAAACUAGUAUUGGCUUCCACCUAGACAGCAUUACUUUGGAUGAGUGUCCUUUUUUCACCUUCCCACUGACCUACUACCACUCAAUCACCCCAUCCAGCCCAUUGGCUACUCUCCUCCAAAGGGAGGCUGCUCGCCAUUUUGAGCUAGUCGUCUUUCUGUCAGCGGUCCAGGAAGGGACGGGAGAAAUAUGUCAGAGGAGGACAUCCUAUCUCCCCUCAGAGAUCAUGCUGUACCAUCGUUUUGCCCCUGUGCUAGCCCGCAGUGCCAAAGGUGAAUAUCAGAUCAAGAUGGAGAAUUUUGACAAGAUAAUUCCUGAGCUCCCAGCUGCAGCUGACUCAAUGAGUCCAAGAAGGACUGCCAAGGAGAUCAGCAUCAACGGACAGCAUGUCGACAGCUUCCAGCUCUCUGAGACUGGCCUCACAGAAUAGAUGGAACAGACUUUGAACUUUGUGCUUUUUUUAAUUAUUAUUACAUUAAACUUUGAGGUCCCAUUGACAACCAUCCUUCCUUGCUUGCCCUGCCAUCUUCUAAUGAUAUCUCCUAUUUUCCUCCUUCUGAUUACAACACAAUAUGCAAAGCAAAGAACUGGUGUGCCCAUGUAAGCUUGGGAGAGGCUGGAUCAACCACCUCGGACAAAGGCAGGUAAAAGAUUCACAGCACUGCUUCUGGGAAAUCAGAAGAGCUACCUGCUGAAGUCACUAGACUAUAAUUAAAGUUGCAUGACUCUGAGAGACCUCCAAAGCUGAGCAAAAUCCUAAUUAACCAGCCUGUGACAUAAUUGGACAGCAGAAAUACAAGAGAAAUCUUAUGCAAAACCUAUAUGGGGUCACUCAGUCAAUACAUUAGUCCUUGGAUAAGCAAUUCAGUUGAUUCAAGACCCUAAUUUUUCUAUUAUCUUCACUCUUUGCGGAUACUGGGUUAUAUCUGAUUUCAGAGGGAUGAACUUACUCUUAGGAAGUAUUGUCAACCUCCCACAACAGUGAGAAGUACCCCUGCUGCGCUUGCUUAUUAAGCAAAACUGUAAAUACUAUCUGUAGUUUUUCGUUAUGUCAAAUAUAAGGAGAACUUAUCUCCUCAUAGGUCUACAAAGACAUUAUCAAAAAAUCUUGAUGUAUAUGGCAAAUGCUGACUGGAAAUUUUUUCAUAUUUGGAAACACCAAAUAAAUUAUUUAGCAGUGGAAAGCAGACCACCCUAAAUGAAUGGAUGUGCUUUUUUGAAAGGAUCUCACGCGUCCUCAGCUUUGUGCUGCUUCUCAAGUAGGUCUGACCCAGGAGGAUGCAUUGCAUCCACACGAGAAGUAGAACUGCAUCCAUUUGUAUUUUAUGCCUUUUAACAUCAAUAUUUGCCUCUACAUACAGCACAAAAAUAUUUACAAAGACACUUCAAUCAAUUUUAAAAUAAAAAAUUAAACUAUACAUGAGACUUUUGUAUUUAAGUGCCUCAUAAGUCUAUAGCAAUUAAGACUUAAAUCUGAAGCUCCUAAAUAAUUUAAAAAGCUAGAUAAUAAAUAGAACAAUGGAUAAUUAUAACCUCUUAACAAAAGCAAUGUCUAUUAUGUGUUCAUACUUAAAGUCAAGUAUCAAAAUAGAGUUAAUUUCUCAAAAGUAAAAGACCUUUACCACAAAGAUGGCACAACUAACUUUCAUUUACAGAAGCAUAAUACUUUAUGAAACGUGCUUCCUUUUAACUUCAGUGGUCAGCAGCAGGAAUAAAGGGACAAGAUACCAUUAAGCAAACUCUUCUCAAGCCUCAAAAGCAAACUGUGUUCAUAACCAGAAAGAGCUGAGCAAAAGCUACUUUGUCCUAGGGUCUGUACUUCCUAAUCUCCAUAACGUGAUGGCUGAAAAUAACAAACAAGUCUUCUAUGCCAGCAAUUGCACUGGUCAUUACAGAGUUGCUCACUCUUUGGCAAUGGGAAACAGCAGCUCCAAAAAAACAUUUCACAUGGGAAAAGAAAGAAACAGAAGAGCCACAUUUUGACUACAAUUCACCUUGUUUCCAACUUGUUUAAGCACUGCCUCUCCACACUACAAAUUUUAACUGGAUUUUGUUAUAGAUUUUCUCAUAAUCUUUCAUGGAAUUUAACUUUAUGUGAAAGCAUUAAUGAAUACUGUGGAGCUUGCAAUCAAAUUACACAGCCUUCAACCCUGCUUUUCUCAGUUGUUGAUCCAUACUCAGUUUAGAGAUCCCUCCUCAAUUCUCCUAUCAGUACCAAUAAUUUUCUAUUAUUUCCUUCUACAGUGUUAUUCAACAGCUUCUCUCCCAAUCUAAUGUAUUGAUAAAAGUCUGACAAAUUAAGAAGCAUUGCAAGAGCAACAGAAUGGAUUUCUGCAUCAAGUUCAAAAUAACCAAGAGCAGAGUUCUGUGUGAGGCCCUGCGUUUUCUCUCUUACAUACUCCAGCCUCAGACAAAUUAUUGUAAAAUUCACAUGUAUAAUCUCAACAGGGUGGCACUAUAAUCACAUCUUUUAGAGCCAAAGCUAUAAAAAGCUAUUUCUAAUUUCAAUUAGCAUCUAAUCAAAGUGUGGACUGCUUAGUCCAAUUUCUAAAUUGACUUGAGACUUGAAAGUUGUCCCUUCUUUUAAAAAUCAUUUACUAUUUAUAAAUGUUUAAAAGGGGGUAGAGCAGCAAGUAUAAAGGAAGAAUACAUUUAGUAUACCCUAGAUGCUAUCUUCAAAUGCUGCAUUUUGGAAUAUACAGCUGAAGAACACUGCUGAAGCAAAUGAGACAUACGAACAACUGUAUUGUUAUCUCAGAACAGCUGCAGAAUAAAAGGUACGUAGAACAUCCACAUUACUUUCAUCAUUCUGCAGAACUGGUGAACCAUGGAGGUCUCAAGAAGCACUGGAAAUGGCCAUGGUGCAAAUCAGAAGCCUAGAAAAAACUGCUCACAAGCAUGGAUGCAAAGUUGCAUUCUAGGCUUUCAAUAACACUGCAAGAGCAAACUUGUGAUGAAUCUUCUUUGGAUAUACCUCUUACUAGUGAGGAAGGGAAGAAAAACAAGCCAGGCAACAUGAAAGAAAUUCAACAUUCUUGUUAUAUUCACAGGAGCAUCCCUUUUACACUCAACUUAAUCAAUAAACACACAUUAAACAGAACUAAAUCAGGUUCCACAACUGACUUUCUAAACGUCUUGUGUAAUCUAUAAUUAUUUCUUACCAGUGUGUAAUUGCUGGUAACUACUCAAAUCCCCAGAGCUACUAAGCUGGCAUCAGUCAAGAGGCUGCACAGAAAAUUAAGCAGCUUUCGUGCAACUCUAAAACAGCUGUGAUCUAGAAAACAACGUGCUCAUUUUCUUUGCUAAUGGCUUCAGCCUUCCAAAAGCAAUUUGCCAUCUCAGUAAAGUCUGUCAAGACUUCCACAAUCCACAAGAGAAACUCCAAAUACAUUGUGCAUCUUACUUUGCAAACUGGAACUGUUUAUGUUGAGAAUCAGCUAAAUGUGAACUUGCAAACUGUUACAAGUGCAAAACUCCUUUGAAGAACAGUAUAUUAUUCAAUACUUGAGAAGUGCUUCUGCACUGAUUUCUCCUCUUUUACUUCAUCAUUUUUAAUUGAAAGGUUCUUGCCUCGUCACCCAUUAUGAAUGCUCAGAAAAGCUUCCUCUUGUCCUUUAUUAAUUUUGUAAUGUGAUCACUCUGAACAAAGAAAAUGAAAAAGUUGACAGCACAGUAAAAUUAAAGAAUAAAAUCCUAAACUAGGAAUUUUAAGCAGAAUAGAAAUCAACAAACGUAUCUGCUACAGCACAUUAGCCUACAUUUUAAACUGCAUGUUAACUCACUCCAUCCUCCUGCUUUCACUACCGUGUGAGUGAUAUACUAGUGCCUGGUGUUAAUGAGCAACUUCUUUUGGUACCAUCCGUACUUGAUGCUUUAAGUGUUUUGUCAUUCAAAAGCAUGUACAUAUUAUUUGUUAAUCAAGGCUUGAAUCAAAACAGAUCAGUACCUUCUUUGCAUUCCACCUUACUUCUUUGAAGAUAAAGAGGAAAGAAAUGGUCCUCCCACUUACGAGGCCAUUAAUCUGAAACAGUCAUUUACCUUUGUUAUUGCUCUAAUUAUUUUACAUUAAGACAUCACAAAGACUCUGUCUCUUGUCUCUAUUAUAUUGUGCUAUAGAGGUUUUGGUCAAAUAACAUUAAACUAGAAGAGUAAUUCAGCAAGAGACUUAAAGAGAAGCAACUAGGUACUAGGUAAAGUUUAAUAACUGGAAAGGAAGCACCUCAUCCUUUACAAUGAACCACGACUUUAAGAAAGCACAAGAUACCAUCUUUCCAGAAAAUAAUUCCCAGAGAUGCACUCCGAAGUCCUGAUGACUACCACUUAUUACGAACAAGACAUUCUGAAGUAGGUUCAGCAUUAACACCCAGGUUCAGGUCCAAGUCAGCUUCUGUAAGAACACCUUGCACAAAUUAAGUUCUCAAGCUCUACUGAGAGAUGCAUCUCAUCCUGAAGUGACAGGCAAUAUUUUCAUCACAGUGUCAAUCAGAAAUUUGGCACAACGUUCAGUCUGGUGAAGUGCUUUAUUUGAGGUGCUUUAUUUUAUCAGAUGAACAAAAAGGGGCUAAAAAAAAUAACCAGUGAUGUUAACCAGAUACUACUACUGCUGUUAACCAGAUACUACUACUGCUGUUUCCACAUUCAUUUGUCUUUUGUUAAAAAAAUGCAGUCCUGAAACUUCAGCAGUACUUUUUUUCCCCGUUUUCCAAAGGUCUCUGACUAGAAACACACACUGAAAGACAAACUUUCACUACUGGAGAUAUAAAGUGUGGCAAACUCAGAGAAAUCCCAAGUUAUUUUUUCAGGAGAAAGCUCUUUCAAGGAAAAGAGGAGAAGAGGAAAACUAGCACCAUCCCAGUUAAUCGUUUUUCAUUUUAAAAACAAGAAAAUGAAAAGCAUUUGUUAAAAUAUAUGAAAAAGAAUCAAUGUGUACAUGGAGAGAGAAUUCAGAAGGCUUUGAAAGGAAACACAGUACUAAGAUGCCCAGAAGCAUGGGCCACCAUGGUAAUCUGGAUUACUGAGACAGAAACUUAUACCACUCUCUUUUAAAAAAAUAAAUAAGUAUUAAUAAGUAUUGACUGCUGUUCAGGCAUUAAAACACAUUCCUAUCAACUUCCAGUUGCAACUGAAUCUCUUCUGGGUGUUUUUGUUCUAAAAGCCAACCUGCAACCAUAUUUUCUGACCUGUGCUUUUCCAGCACAUUCACUAUGGAGGCUGUUUAGCCAAGUCUCCUUCAAAGUCUACUAAAAAGUCUAGUAAGAGUUUGCUGACAGUCCUGCCAAGAACUCCCACUAAACACAGCUGCAGUAAAUGCACGUGGAAAUAUGGCACAGAGAAAGGGCAAUGUCACAUGAGGGAACAAGCAGUGCACGAUCCCAUGAAACAGAACUUAAAAUACACCUAGCUGACAGAGGAGAACCUUCCUUCUUAUCACUCACACAAUGCAGAUUCUACCUAAAUGGGUAUGUUCCACUUUCCAGGCAGCAGUACACUCCAAAUCAAAAUCAGGUGAAUAAUCGAAGAGAUACACUGGGUCAAAAUUAAUGAUUUUUCCUGAACAUGUCCAGUGUGAACUGUUUAAGGAAUAUAAUCAGGAACACAGCAGAUACACUUACUGGUAUAUAGUCUUUCAGCUGUACUGGGAGACAAGAGGAAACAAGCAACUUGAACGUACAGAAGAUUUCUGUGAGAACUUAAACUAGUUGGACAGACAUUCAUUCCAUAAAUAUGGGAACCUCAACAAAGUGCCAUCAGAAUCUACCCCACACAAGUGAGUAUUCAAGAGAAACCAAACACUUGACAUGGUCCAGAAGCUCUAGAUACCAAAAUAACACAUGCCAGGGAUAUUUAAAAGCUGCGUUUAAAUGGCCAAUUCCACAGAGUACCACAGAGCUAAUCAGUGAAGGCUCUUCUUAGAUGCACAAGAAUUUUGUUCCAACUACAGACAACACGACUUAGUUGAAUAAAUAAAAUCUACUUGGGGCGGAAGCAACACUGAAAGUACAUUCAGAGUAAAGCAGCACAGUAUCACGAACCUUCUAUUAAUAAUAAACUUGAAGCAGGUAAGAAAGCUUUAAGUACAUACAAGCCCUUUCCCCCAGACAUAUCCUUGCUCCUCCCUCCCAUCUUCUACCCAUACAGUAACA